Lentinula edodes (shiitake mushroom) is the source of this 660-nucleotide messenger RNA. RefSeq lists its product as uncharacterized. The record is from RefSeq and is a predicted model, not a curated record. Lineage: Eukaryota; Fungi; Basidiomycota; Agaricomycetes; Agaricales; Omphalotaceae. The transcript is spliced from 6 exons. Bases 1 to 660 code for a protein of 219 amino acids.
AUGAUUUUUACGACUUUGGUCUCUGUACUUGCCAUUCCCGCUCUGGUUUCCGCUCAGAUCUAUGGACCUCCCCCAAGUUCUGGAACGACCACUUCUGCGGCCCCUGCUAGUGCUCCCUCAGCGCCCCCAGACACCCAAGGACAGAUGAACAUCAACGUUGCGUUCAAUGGCAAUUUCGUGUUCAAUCCGGCCAAUAUUACUGCGCCAGUUGGAACACUUGUGACGUUUUGGUUUCCGGGAGGUGAUAUUCCUCACUCCGUCACACAGUCGUCCUUCCAAGAGCCUUGCACAUAUCUUACGGCCAAUUCAUCUGCUGGUACUGGUGCUGGUUUUGAUUCAGGGCUCACAAAUGCGGUUCAGUUUACCAUCAACGUUACCGAUGACCAACCUCCUACGAACGGUUCAAAUACCUUCCAAGCCUUUCAAGCUGCUGCUUUGCAAAUUGGUUCUAAUGAAGUCACUCAAACCAGUGGUGGCCCUGUCACUGGAGGAGUCCAUGGAAUUGCUACUGCCACCCCCGCUGCAACUGGCACUAGUGGAUCGUCGUCCUCGUCUUCGUCGUCGUCGUCCUCAGAUUCUUCUUCAUCUUCGGCGAUCACAAAUGCUGCAAGCAUGGCUACCAUUUUGCUUGCUGUAGCUGUUGGUUUCUUUUUGGUUUAA